Molecule: messenger RNA, 2518 nt
Organism: Branchiostoma floridae (Florida lancelet)
Lineage: Eukaryota; Metazoa; Chordata; Leptocardii; Amphioxiformes; Branchiostomatidae
Product: gastrula zinc finger protein xFG20-1-like
Exons: 14
Biological process (GO): regulation of transcription by RNA polymerase II
Cellular component (GO): nucleus
Molecular function (GO): DNA-binding transcription factor activity, RNA polymerase II-specific; RNA polymerase II cis-regulatory region sequence-specific DNA binding
Source: RefSeq, a predicted model, not a curated record
CGCUCCUGAUUAAUGUGCGCUGUGGAGCUGCGCGUUGAGCGUCCGUUUGGCGGCAAGUCGUAAUCACCGCCAUCUUGUCUUCACGUCGUUCUCCCUUGUUUGCGGCAUGAGCGCCCAAACUUCCGCAGAAGCGGCGGAUUCAAGCUCCACAACAAACGCCAACUCAACACGAGAUGCAGGUAACACCAGUGGAGCCAUUGACAGCCACAGAUGUGGCACAUGUGGGCAGGAGUUUCGGGGCCUACCAGAGUUCCUCCAACACAAGCUCAACACAGUGGCCUGUCGUGACUCCGAGCUCAGCGAUUGGUGGGAACAACAGAAGAAGACCCUGCUAGCACAGGGACAGGACGCUACGGAAAAGACACAAGAUGAAAGUAGUGGAGAUGCUGUCCAUUCUGAGGCAAGCACGGGGCCGGGAGAUACCACUGAUGACAUGGAAGAGGGGGAGGUCCGUGCAGGGACUAAAGAGAGAGGAGACGCGAUGCCAGGACAGGCUCCGUCCUCAGAGGAUGACCCGUCUGACAUACCUCAGGGUUCUGUAACGUCUGUGGAUGGGAGGAGGUCAGCAAGGCAUGCUGCUAGGCAAGCACUGGAGGCUUCAAAGAAGCCCGCUGGAACAUCCUUGGAUGAAGACGAUAGGCCGUUGACCUCCAAGACGAACACAUGUGCCAUCUGUUCUAAACACUUCCAGAACUCCUACUACCUGCACAAACAUGAGCUGAGCCACAAGGAGGGCAAGACUGUGGAGUGUAACAAGUGUAACAAGUUCUUCAGACGACCGUCAGACUUGCGUGCACAUCAGCGCAGUCACAGGAGUACCCGGCCGUUUUCAUGUGAAGUGUGCGGCAAAUCCUUUAAACAGCAACAAGUACUGAGAGCCCAUCUGAAGACUCAUGCAGACAAGAGAGAAUUUAAGUGUUCUAGGUGUGGAGACGAGUUUAAGACAAAAGGGUCGCUGAAGAGGCACGAGCGUAGGCACACAGGUGAAAGGCCUUAUAAGUGUAACAAAUGUGGCCGUGGGUUCUCGGAGUCCGGCGCCCUGCUACGGCACCACAAAGCGCUCAUCUCGUGCACAGACAAGGCGAAAACGUCCAACUUCAGCCAGGUCAGGAUUCGCCCCGUUGACAACUUCGACGCAUCAGAGACUCUUACGCAUCACAUGACCAGGAGCAGAACAAGGAAUGCUGGGAAUGUGGCAGCAGAGGAUCCUGGGAUGGGAGCAGAGGAUUCUGGGAUGGCAGAAGAGGAUGCUGGGAUGGCAGCAGGGGAUGAUGGGAAUGGAGAAGCAGGGGAUGAUGGGAUGGAAGAGGCUGAGCCUGUUGCUGUAGAGCUAGGGAUGACCUCUGUUGAAGGUCAUCUAGAGGGGGUACAAGUUGAGGAAGCUACCACUGCUGCAGAGGGGGAGGAGCCCCUGGACAGUGUUGAGGAAGGGGACAGUGAAGAGAAUGAGCAACCCAGCCCUCAGGAGUUACCUAACCAGUGUCGUGUGUGUAAGGUGGUCCUCACAAACAGUCACAACCUGAAACUGCACCUGCUAGCCGCGCAUCUACAGGAUACGCCGUUCCGCUGUGGUUUGUGCGCGUUUUGCACGGGGGAGCGGUCGGACCUGCAGAAGCACAUGUUGAUGAAGCACCGGCGGCACCUGGGGGAGGGGCAGUACCUGGACGUGGUGCAGGUGGACGGGCAGGGAAACAUCCGGCCACUCCCCAGGCCGCAUGACAAGCGCAUGCCGGAGAUGACCGCUGGGGGGACGGAGGAGGAAACAGCGGCGGAUCUGCUUGGAGAGGCGAUGGCUAACUCUGGGAUCUCCUCAGAUGAGACAGAGAUGGUGGAUGCUGCCAUCAACACAGAGGAGACCUCCCUUGAUGGGGGUGGGAACCCUGCAGCAAGCGCCGCCUUGGAACAACUGUUGGAACUGCAGCAUAUGACAGAGACUACAAGCCAGCCUCCUGUACACAGCCGUAGAACCCUGCACAAGUGUCCACAUGAAGGCUGCAACCGUAGUUUCCGGGGGUCCAGCUAUCUCAAACUCCAUCUAAGGUCCCAUUCAGGAGAGCGCCCAUUCAAGUGCAGUAUGUGCGAUGGACACUUUGUUUCCCGCGACUCCCUGAAGCGACACAUUGUGUCACACACGGACGAACGGAGGUACAAGUGCGGGGAGUGCGGAAAGCUGUACAAGCGUAUCUCCCACGUGAAGGAACAUCUACGUGUUCACUGUCCGGACAAGCCCUUCCAAUGUCCCCACUGUAAAAAACAUUACAAGACUCAGAGCUCACUUAGAGUCCACCUACGAACCCAUGACAACGCCAUGCCAUUUUCCUGCGAGUUCUGCGAUCGAAGCUUUCGCGAGAAGGCGUCGCUGGUCCGCCACCUGAGGACACACACGGGAGAAAAGCCCUUCAAGUGUACGAGGUGCAACAGGGGGUUUGCUGAACAUGGAACACUCAGGAGGCACCUGAGAGCAAAGGGUGGAUGUCGGAUAGAUGCAGCAGAGGAGGUCCCCACAGUGUUGGUAGAG